Drosophila willistoni is the source of this 1730-nucleotide messenger RNA. RefSeq lists its product as uncharacterized. The transcript has 2 exons. The record is from RefSeq and is a predicted model, not a curated record. Bases 269 to 1645 code for a protein of 458 amino acids. NCBI's taxonomy places the organism in Eukaryota, Metazoa, Arthropoda, Insecta, Diptera, Drosophilidae.
UUUUUUUUUUUCCACGGUGCGGCAAAUUGGUUGAGUUGGCUCUGGGUCUCUACGCUGAGCUGGGCUGAGUUGUCGUGGAAAACACUUUCACUGCACAUGAUGGAAGACAGUGACACGACUGUAGAUUUGAGUUGUAUUGGAGCUGCUGCUGCUGCUCUUCUUGUGGCCAUGGAAGCGCAACCGAGCCAGUUUCUUGGUCUCGCAUGCGUUGAUGUCGCAUUUUCGAUUCAACUGCCAACGAGUUCGGAGGUCUUCAUGACUUGGAGCGAUGCCAGGAUAUAUAAGCUUGGGUUUGGUGCUAAUCUGCUCUCUGGCGGUCACCUCUCAACCUUAUCAGUUGCCACAUCGAUGUUCUAAUCGUUUGGAGAAUGCUUUGGAACAUAUGCGACGGCGCAGCUCAUCGGCUCGUGCUCGCUCGAUGUGGGAGCAGCCACGGCAGAGUCCGUAUCAAUUGUAUAACAGCUUCUAUGGUCAGAACAGUGAGCCCGAGGAUGAUUUCUACAGUGUGGGCAGCUCAUAUUAUCCGGGACGUGGAUAUUAUGGCAAGAACCUUCAAAGAAGUGGACGCCCCUAUCCAUUUACAAACACCGAUGGUGCUCUUGAACUGGAGGAUUUGCUUUCCUCGCCACGAAAACCCCAUAAACUGUCAUCAAUUUCCCGGGUGGAUGUGGAGGAUUUGAAAGUACGCGUACCGCCGGCUAAGUCUGCUUCGCGUUGGGUAGAGAUCGACAAGUGCAAAUUCAGUACGGAGAACUCAACACUGGAUACGCGGCUAAUCUUUCCAGAUCUAACAUUGAGUGGCAAAGUGGUUAUGCAGCCGAUGGGCGGACGUUGUCACAUGAUUCUUCGACUACGGCAUGCCGGAAUUGAGUUUCGAACAGUGCCACUUGGCUUUGAAUCAGGUUCCGGUUCAUCGUCCCCUUCGUACGAACAGUCAAGGAGACUGGGAGCUGCUUCAGUGCGAACGGACUCACACUUUGCUGAACCCGGGUUCAUAUCCGUAUUUGCCCACGGCUGCCAGGGACCCAGUGGCAUUCGACUGCGACAGAAUUCCAAACGGAGAUUCGGCACAAGCCCUCAAGUGGAAUUGGGUGAACCGAAUGUGAUUCUCGGCACCGCCGGCACUCAAACUCAACGCUGGGGUAAAUAUAAGCCCGACUAUGAUAUACGUUUGGGCCAGGAGCACACCACGCAAAGGGAUGAGAGUCUCGUGGUGGACAGUGAUAGCCAUAGUCAGGACUCAAGUGAGUUCUUUGACACGAAUGGCGACAAUUUUUAUCGUCGGCAAUUCAGCAGGCGAAAACGUCGCCGGCGACGUUAUGCCCCAGCACCGCCUAGAAAUGAUGAGUUGAGGUUCAGUGAGGAUGUUCUCUAUUUUGAGGAUGAGCAACUGCAGCAACUGGUUGAACCGGAUGCCAGAGCCUUUGCAGAUAUAUUCAGCGGUGGUGGCGCAGCAGCUGGUGGUGCUAUAAACACUAGUGGCGAUCGUGAGGAGUUGGUGGGCGAUGCCAUGUCCAAUGAGCUGGAGAAACUUUUCUCCAUGGGCGUACGUGGUCUGUUAACGACUUACAUGCAGCGGGCUCUCCAGCCGGCUAUUAAGGAGACGCUGAUGGAAAAUAUGGGAUAUACUCUAAGCUAUGGGUGACUCUCAUAUAAAUAUCAUAGGAUUUAAUUAUAUUUAUUUAUGUCCGAUUCAAUUAAAGCUUUACAACCAAUCUUUUAUUACAUAA